Molecule: messenger RNA, 552 nt
Organism: Pelagomonas calceolata
Lineage: Eukaryota; Pelagophyceae; Pelagomonadales; Pelagomonadaceae
Source: the annotation of a GenBank genome assembly
AUGCGGAUGAUUACUAUGCGUGCUGAGAGCACUAUCUUGGCCUUCGUGAUUUUCGCCUCGGCUUUAUGGCCUCUGCAGGCCCGAUGCUCUCGACGCCUUAAUUCGCUACGAAUCGACGCGCUAGACGUGUCAAGUCGUCAGAGAGGACCAACCGAUACAACGACUGAAACUGCUCUUGAAGUAAGCCCAAAAACAAACCGCUAGACCACUAUCAACACCACAAUCAACAACACUAUCAAAAGAUGAAGCUAACCAUCCUAAGGCAUCAAGGACUAUGCGACCGCCUUCCUCGCGGCCACGGGCGUCACGCUGCCGCCGCUCCAGUACGUCGCGCCCGCGGGCUCGUCGAAGGUCGAGCCCGGCACGACGCCGGCUCAAGAUGUCACGCUCACGUACGCCACGGUCGACGCGCUCGCGGCGGCCUGCGGCGCGUCGCGUUUGGAUGGAGGCAUGCACUUCACGGGCGCCGUCGCCGCCGGGGAAGCGCUCUGUGCGGGCAUCGGCACCGCGGGCUUCGAAUACGCCUCCGACCUCAUCGGCGGCGAGUGGUAG